Messenger RNA from Ctenopharyngodon idella (grass carp), 2137 nucleotides. RefSeq names its product ras-related protein Rab-37. Gene Ontology annotation, cellular component: Golgi apparatus; endosome. Lineage: Eukaryota; Metazoa; Chordata; Actinopteri; Cypriniformes; Xenocyprididae. The coding region runs from base 425 to 1117 and encodes 230 amino acids. Gene Ontology annotation, molecular function: GTPase activity; GTP binding. The record is from RefSeq and is a predicted model, not a curated record. The transcript is spliced from 9 exons.
CACUGACACCUCGCAGAAAUGGGCGCGUACUAGUUUUGUCGCGUCGCUUGAAGGCUGUCAUUUGUCGGUCUCCUCCUCUCAAUCAGUGUGAUCAGAUGUGAUCUAGCACCUGUGUGUUUGAGUGUGACCCACGGGAGCCUGUUGCUCAUGUGUGUUUUGGAGCGAUCUGCUUCUUUGCUGUCCGUGAUUAUGCGCGCAACUGCACGAUAACGCUCAUAUUUUGCGUCUUUGCGCGUUAAUGAUUAUAAAGAGGACGCUUUUCGGAUAGCUGCAUGUUUCUUGUUUCUUCAUGUUCACAUCCUCCACAGCAUCUGAUGAAGUUUGGGCGCGUUGUAGAUGCACUAUGUGAUGCGUUUGUGAUCUAGUCACCGGCGCGUCUUGAGAAGAACAUCGAAAGCAACAUCCUUGUUAUUUUGUUUCCGCGAUGUCAAUCAAAAAACCAGCAUUGAUGGAGAAUGGGGUUAAAAACGGAACAUCGAGAAAUAUGCUGGAGCGAUGCGCCUCGGUCAAUGAGUAUUUUGAUGUUGCCUUCAAGGUGAUGCUGCUGGGAGACUCGGCAGUGGGGAAGACCUGCGUCCUGGUGCGCUUUAAAGAUGGUGCCUUUCUGGGAGGCAACUUCAUAGCCACAGUGGGGAUAGACUUUAGGAAUAAGGUGGUGACUGUGGAUAACAUGAAGGUCAAACUCCAGAUUUGGGACACAGCCGGUCAGGAGCGGUUCCGCAGCGUCACUCACGCGUACUACAGAGACGCUCAGGCUCUACUGCUGCUGUAUGACAUCACGAGAAAGUCCUCCUUCGACAACAUCAGAGCCUGGCUGACUGAAAUCUAUGAGUACGCACAGAAGGAUGUGGUCAUCAUGUUGCUUGGCAACAAGUCAGACAUGACUGCUGAGAGGGUCAUCACACAUGAAGAAGGGGAGAAGCUGGCUAAGCAAUAUGGAGUCCCUUUCAUGGAGACAAGUGCCAAGACUGGUGUCAAUGUGGAACUCGCUUUCCAUGCCAUAGCAAGAGAACUGAAGCACAGAAAUCUCCAGCAGCCCCACGAGCCCAAGUUCAAGAUCCACGAUUACAUUGAGUCACAGAAGCAGAAGUCCAGCUGUUGCGGCAGCCUCGUGUGACGGCCCUCCUCCACGUCUUCAUCUGGUCAACACCUGAGAUAUUUCUACACAAAGACGUGUGUGUGUGUGUGUGUGUGAGAGAGAGAGAAUGAAACGUGUGUUGUUUUGAUGUGUCCAAUGAUCCCCCAGACCCCUCUUCGCUUUCUAGUCAGGAAUAUACAGCCAAAUACUGCUGAGGUACAUCAGAGUAAUAAGCUUCUGGAGGUCUGCAUUAUAAACUGCAUUAAUCCAGGUGUGUACAGUUUCCAGGUACGUUUGUCUGUGUAACAUGGUUUUUCCGGGUUUCUCUGAUGGUUAUAGCCUCUGUCUACACACAGUAUAAAAUAUAUUGCUAUUAAAUUACAUUAUACGCCAUGCAAAUGUGCUCUAAUUGGGCAGUGGGCUUGUGUCUGUAGUGUUUUAGUCAAAAUAUCAGCUUCUGUUAAGUAUUAUGUUUACAAUCAGUGUGUUGACUUGAAAACAAUCAUAGCACAGCUUGACAGAGUCAGGCCUGAUCAUGAUGUAAUAGGGGUUUCGUUUCGCAUGUCACACUCACUAGUAUGAUUGUCAGACAUACCCUACAUAGAGAUUAAUGUGAAAUGUGAAAAUGGGCUGUAUUGUAAAAUAUUUUACUAUUAUUUUAUUUUCACAGUGAUCACAAAGUGCCAUGAGAAUGUCCAUUGUAACCACGUACACGUGUGUUGUAAGAGAGGACUUUUUGUUUUCAGUGCUUUGUUUGGGUGUUUUCCAUCGUUUCAUUCAUUAAUAUUUAAAGCCACAGGGGGGCGGUGUUACACACUGAGAAUUACGAAUAAAUAAUGAGCUUAUCGAUUUAAUUGUUGCCUUACCUUUCAAGUUUAUAUGUGUCCUGUACUUUUAAAUAAAGUGAAUUACGUGAACGUCAGGUUGACCUAUGGGUCUCGGUUUGGGUCAAGAGAAGAUGAACAAGUCUUAUUUAAAUGAGUAAAUGCUUGUGCUGUACUAUGUAAGUUGUUUUGCAUAAAAUCAUCUGCCAAAUGAAUAAAUGUAAAUGUUAUUUGA